Molecule: messenger RNA, 2370 nt
Organism: Blastocystis hominis
Lineage: Eukaryota; Bigyra; Opalinata; Blastocystidae
Exons: 5
Coding region: 1-2370 (789 amino acids)
Biological process (GO): vesicle-mediated transport; intracellular protein transport
Cellular component (GO): clathrin adaptor complex; membrane coat
Source: RefSeq, a predicted model, not a curated record
AUGUUCCGACGUAAGAAGCCUGAAAGUAAUGCUCCUCCUGGUAUUGGCGGAGGAAGCCGUGUAAAGCAGACCCGUGCUGAGAAGCAGGCUGAGGCCGCUCAGAAGGCCGCUCAACCAAAGAAGAGAGGUGAGGUUCCUGAACUCAUGGCUUUGCUGAACAAUCCUGAUGUGCAGAAGGAUGUGAUGAAGCUGCGAGAAGUGAUGCGUAAGGUGAUCAACUACUCGACUAUGGGAGUUGAUAUGUCCAAGCUGUUCACCCCUGUGAUUAUGGUGUCUAUUACCAAGGAUAUCGUAGUGAAGAAGAUGACGAACCAGUUCUUGGUGACCUAUGCUAAGCAGAAUCAGGAGCUGGCUAUUCUCGCUAUUAACACCUUCGAGAAGGAUUGUCGCGAUGAGAAUCCUACUGUUCGUGGAAUGGCUCUUCGUUCGCUGUGCUCCCUCCGUCUGAAGACGGUCGUGGAGUACGUGGUUCCUUGCUUGGAGCGUGGACUGGUGGACCAGAGCGCCUACGUUCGCCGCAACGCCAUCAUGGGCGUGCUGAAGCUCUACCACAUCGAGAAGGAGCGUGUGCGUGACAGCAACCUGGUGACGGCUCUUCAGAACCUGGUGCUGGACGCUGACGCGCUGGUGGUGACGAACGCCCUGCUGGCUUUGAAGGAAAUCACGGGCGAUCUCCCGAAGACGAAGCCUCUGAUCCACCACUUGCUGAACCGCCUGAAGGACUUCAACGAGUGGUGCAUGUGCGUGGUGCUCGACCUGGUGGCGCAGUACCAGCCCGAGAACGAAACGGAGUUGUUCGGAAUUAUGAAUCUUCUGGAGCCGUUCCUCCGCUAUCACAACACUGCCGUCAUUCUGGCCACGACCAAGGUCUACAUGUCCUUCACGGAGAACAUGCCGCAGGUGUUCCAGCAGGUGAUGACCCGUCUGAAGCAGCCGCUGCUGACGCUGAUGGCCAGCAACAUUCCGGAAGUGGCGUACUGCGUGCUGUCGCACAUGAAGCUGCUGAUGCGUCGCUGCAAGGACACGUUCCAGGACGAGUACCGCCAGUUCUUCUGCAGAGACAUCGAGCCCACCUUCAUCCACCAUCUCAAGAUUCAAAUCCUCCCCAUGCUGGCUACCAGCGAGAACUUCGUGGAUAUCCUGAACGAGUUGAAGGAGUACGUCCCCGGAACGCCCGAAUCGACCUCCCGCGAGGCCAUCCGCGCCAUCUGCCAGCUCGGAAUCUUGCUGGACGAGGCGCACACUCGCUGCUUCGAGACCCUGGUCGAGUUCUUCGACAUCGAUAUCGACUACAUCCGCUCGGAGACCAUCAUCGUGAUGCAGGACAUGCUGCGCAAGCAUCCCGAGAACGCUGAGGAGGUCAUGGAGCACGUGCCUCGCAUUCUGCGCAAGACCGAGGAUCCCAACGGCCGCGCUGCCUGCUUGUGGCUGAUCGGCGCCUUCCCCGACUUCUGCGCGGAUGCUCCCUACAUCGUGGAGCCUCUGAUCGACGACAUCGAGGAGCAGAAGAACAUCUGCGUGCGUCUGGAGCUGCUGACCACCGCGGUCAAGCUGUUCUUCCGCCGUGCUCCGGAGAUGCAGGCGAUGCUGGGCCGUCUGUUCAAGGCGCUGUCCGAGGACGACUCGUCUCCCGAUGUGACGGAUCGCGUGCACAUGUACUACCGCUUGCUGGCGAACGACAUCGACUCUGCGAAGCAGGUCAUUGACUCGACGGAGAACGGAGUGGAGGGCUUCGUGGACAUGGACGAGAAGCUGGUCAACACGCUCUUCUCCGAGUUCAACACGCUCUCGGUGCUCUACGAGAAGCCCGCUGCCCACUUCAUCACCACCAAGGAGCUCGUGGGUGCCGAUGCUGGCGAGUUCCAGGAAGAGGCGCCUGCUGCCGCCGCUGCUGCGGAUAUGGGCAUGGACAUGGGCAUGGGUAUGGGAGCCCCGGAGGCCGCGCCCGCUUCCUCGAUGGGCGGCUUCGACGACUUCAUGAACUUCGAUAUGGGCGGUGCUGGAGGUAAUGACAUGGGUAUGGGCGGCGUGUUCUCUCUGGACCCGAAUCCCUCGACGGACCGUGGCACGUUCCAGCAGAAGUGGACGACUCUGUCGGAGGCCCAUCAGGAAACCUUCCAGAUCAUGUCUACGCCUAGCGAUCCCAAGAUGAUCGAGGCCACUCUGCAGAACUACAACAUUGCCUUCGUGGCCAACGGAUACAUGGGACAGGUCAUGAAGAUCUUCCUGAGCGCCUACCACAGCGGCGCUGCCUUCGAGACCGAGUUGCUGAUCGCGCAGAACAACUGCAAGAUCACCGUCAAGACUGAAGACCCCAGCCAUGUCACCGACUUUGUCGAUAUUCUGAAGAGUGCGCUGAAUAGUCUUUAA